GCACCCGGUGGGCGUCACGUGACGGACUCAGCUUUUCUCCAAUCGCGGUGCACGUUGUGGAGGGUUCCACCCAGGAUCCCGCCCGAGGCUUCAAACAACCUAUUCUCCCCCUAGCCGGGCGGGUCGUCUCCCCGCCUGAGGCCGGGUGGCAGUAUCACUUAGGGGUCCUCUUCCAAAGCGGCUUCGGAGGGCCCAGGCCUGCAGCACACCCCGUCCCGGAAGUGACGUACCCUAGAGGGGCCGGAAGUGGCAGUGGAGGGAGGGAAGAUGGCGGAGGUGGUGAGUCCGGUGCCCGGGGCGGGGCGGAGGGAGCCAGGGGAGGUGGGUAGAGCCCGAGGCCCCCCAGUAGCCGACCCUGGCGCCGCGCUGUCUCCCCAGGGGGAGAUAAUCGAGGGCUGCCGACUACCCGUGCUGCGGCGGAACCAGGACAACGAAGAUGAGUGGCCCCUGGCCGAAAUCCUGAGCGUGAAGGACAUCAGCGGCCGGAAGCUUUUCUACGUCCAUUACAUUGACUUCAACAAACGCCUGGAUGAAUGGGUGACCCACGAGCGACUGGACCUGAAGAAGAUUCAGUUCCCCAAGAAAGAGGCCAAGACCCCCACCAAGAACGGACUUCCUGGGUCGCGUCCCGGCUCUCCAGAGAGAGAGGUGCCGGCCUCCGCCCAGGCCAGCGGGAAGACCUUGCCAAUCCCGGUCCAGAUCACACUCCGCUUCAACCUGCCCAAGGAGCGGGAGGCCAUUCCCGGUGGCGAGCCCGACCAGCCGCUCUCCUCCAGCUCCUGCCUGCAGCCCAACCACCGCUCAACGAAACGGAAGGUGGAGGUGGUUUCGCCAGCAACUCCAGUGCCCAGCGAGACAGCCCCAGCCUCGGUUUUUCCCCAGAAUGGAUCUGCCCGUAGGGCAGUGGCAGCCCAGCCAGGACGGAAGCGAAAAUCGAAUUGCUUGGGCACUGAUGAGGACUCCCAGGACAGCUCAGAUGGAAUACCAUCAGCACCGCGCAUGACUGGGAGCCUGGUGUCUGACCGGAGCCACGACGACAUUGUCACCCGGAUGAAGAACAUUGAGUGCAUCGAGCUGGGCCGGCACCGCCUCAAGCCGUGGUACUUCUCUCCAUACCCACAAGAGCUCACCACACUGCCUGUCCUCUACCUGUGCGAGUUCUGCCUCAAGUAUGGCCGUAGCCUCAAGUGUCUUCAGCGUCACUUGACCAAGUGUGACCUGCGACAUCCUCCAGGCAAUGAGAUUUACCGCAAGGGCACCAUUUCCUUCUUUGAGAUUGAUGGACGUAAGAACAAGAGUUACUCCCAGAAUCUGUGUCUCUUGGCCAAGUGUUUCCUCGACCACAAGACGCUAUACUAUGACACAGACCCCUUCCUCUUCUAUGUCAUGACAGAGUAUGACUGCAAGGGCUUCCACAUCGUGGGCUACUUUUCCAAGGAGAAGGAAUCAACAGAAGACUACAACGUGGCCUGCAUCCUAACCCUGCCUCCCUAUCAGCGCCGGGGCUAUGGCAAGCUGCUGAUUGAAUUCAGCUACGAACUCUCCAAAGUGGAAGGGAAAACAGGGACCCCUGAGAAGCCCCUCUCGGAUCUGGGCCUGCUAUCCUAUCGAAGUUACUGGUCCCAGACCAUCCUGGAGAUCCUGAUGGGACUGAAGUCAGAGAGCGGGGAGAGGCCACAGAUCACCAUCAACGAGAUCAGUGAGAUCACCAGCAUCAAGAAGGAGGACGUCAUCUCCACCCUGCAGUACCUCAACCUCAUCAACUACUACAAGGGCCAGUAUAUCCUCACACUGUCUGAGGACAUCGUGGAUGGGCAUGAGCGGGCUAUGCUCAAGCGGCUCCUUCGGAUCGACUCCAAGUGUCUGCACUUCACUCCCAAGGACUGGAGCAAGAGGGGAAAGUGGUGACCAGGCACUGCCCGUUGAAGUGCUGAGAUGGCCGCAGGACCGGGGCUGGUAGCCCACCUUGUCCCUGCUGGGGCUUCCAAGAGGCACUCCAAGGGAGACCUGCUGAGGACAGCUCCAAAAGGAGAGGACAGGCCUGGCAGGGCCUGCUGGUGUCCAGCACGGAGGUGCACUCGGGGCUCAGGCCAGCUCCACAGUCAGCUGGCUGCAGGCCCAGGCCUGCUCUGAACCAGGGACCAGAGGGAGCCAGGCAGCUGUGUACAGUGAGAUCGGGAAUGGGCGCUCGUACAGAGGGCUUGUGAUUGUAAAAAUUUCUUUUGUGAAGUAGAAGUUGGGGGUGGGGUGGGUGCUGGCCACAAAACUCUGGCCUCUACUGCCCCUGGCCCGGCAAUAAAUUGUUUCUAUAGGCCAGA
Carlito syrichta (Philippine tarsier) is the source of this 2318-nucleotide messenger RNA. It is a transcript of the gene KAT5, whose product is annotated as lysine acetyltransferase 5. Gene Ontology annotation, biological process: regulation of DNA-templated transcription. Bases 268 to 1908 code for a protein of 546 amino acids. Gene Ontology annotation, molecular function: histone acetyltransferase activity. The record is from RefSeq and is a predicted model, not a curated record. The transcript has 13 exons. Lineage: Eukaryota; Metazoa; Chordata; Mammalia; Primates; Tarsiidae.